UUCGCAGUUUUACGAAAGAUCUAUUCGCAAGCGCGCGCAAUUCGACUGCAAGUCGGCCAAAUUUUAAUCAAUACCUAAUAAGAGAAAUUUUUCGUAAAGUAAUAAUUAAAGUUCUCAUAUUAUAUUUAAACGCUUAAACUGUAUGUGAUACGGAAACUAAUUCGAAUCAAAAUUAAUUUAAUCCAUCCUUAUGGAGAUACCGCACCCUCCAUAUAAUCUGUAAGUGCACACGGAGAACAUUUUUGGGAACGUGAAGAACGAAUUAGCUAAUAAACAUGUUGGCUUAUAAGAGAAGAUAGGAAAGGUGGUGGACACCCCGACGCUCGAAUCAAAAAUUGGCAUGCCGAAACGGCUUCAGAUGCAAUCUUGUUUUAUUUAUAAGGGUCGGCCCCAUCAAUUGUACAUUUAUAUUUCAAUUUUGAUUGACAUUUUACUAGUGACCUCAGAAGUAAAAACAGAUGGACUUACAACGAUAUCGCCCACAUCCACCUUUCCCCCCAACUUUGAACAUCGCGGUGCCGCAAGGCAAAUGUACGGCUCCGGAUCACUUCGCCCGCCCGGUUCCAUUCCGACCCACAUUGCUCAAGGGAAAAUUAUAAAAGGAAAUCCAUCGCAAAUUAGCAAUCGGCGACGACAGUCUCUGCCAGUAUCUUUCUCAGCCAUUCCCGUAGUCCCUUUGCCUAUUCCGAUACAUGACUUCGAUAGAAUUCCAGAUGGUUAUCCAAUUUACAUGCCAGAUAGUAUGCUAUCACCCUCCCGAGGCGGAGGUCUACAGAGACCGUCGAAUCGGGGCGGUAUGUACGCAGGGAGGCCCGAGUACCCCUGGGGACGGCCAGAUCACGGAAUUGGCAGGGGUAGAAAUCCGUUAGAUCACAGUUUUAUGGGCAGGGGCGUUGGUUUUGAGGGAAUUAAUUACGAGAAACACUACGGCAAAGCGCCGAGAAGAGGAAGCGGUGCCGGUCAUGGUACCGGAUACAUGAGAGUGCCUGAGGAUGAAGAUAUUCUUCCGCCGGAAGAGGAUGAGGAAUACGAACACCCCUGUGGGGGAGAUUGUGCGAGGAACGAAUUUUUGUGUCUCAGAAGUUGCACGUGCAUCAAAAACAUUGACAGAUGUGAUGGUGAUUUCGAUUGCGAAGGAGGCGAAGACGAAAUGGAAUGCAGUGAGAUGGAUGGUGCUCAAAAUUUAAAGUGCGAGGAAUCGAUAAAACACGUUCGCUGUCCCAGAUCUGGCAAAUGCAUUUCUAAGGAAUGGCUUUGCGAUGGGGACGACGAUUGCGGAGAUUUCUCUGACGAAACUCAUUGCGGUGUUACCGCAAAUUGUACAGAGGAUCAAUUUGAAUGUGCAAACGGCCUUUGCAUUCCAAAGACUUGGAUUUGCGACAACGAUAAUGACUGCAAAGACUUUUCUGAUGAACUUAAUUGUACUAAAAGUGGUUGCACCGAAGAUGAAUUUACUUGUAACGACGGUUCCUGUAUAUCGCUGAGUUGGAAGUGUGACAAGGAACCAGACUGUACAGACGGUUCGGACGAAGCCGACUGUGAUAUCGAACCGCCAUCCUGCAAUGAAGGAGAAUUUCAGUGCACUUACCAGAAAUGCAUUAAAACUGAAUUUAAAUGUGACGGUGAUGAUGACUGUGGCGAUUGGAGCGACGAAGAUGACUGUCCUAAAACUCCUGGAAGCUGUGUGUCCGGCGAAUUUAAAUGUACGAGCGGAAAGUGUAUUCCAGAACGAUGGAAAUGUGAUAAACAACAAGACUGCGAAGACAACGAAGACGAAGCGCACUGCGAAGCUACCUCAACGAAAACAUGUUCCCCUGAAGAAUAUGCCUGUAAUAAUGGCGCGUGCAUUUUGGAUACGUGGGUAUGUGAUGGAGCUUCAGACUGCAGUCAUGGAGAAGAUGAAGCGGACUGCAAAAUUGUGUGCGACCUAACGAAAUUCCCAUGUUCUGGCAGUGACACAAAUAGCACGCUCACAGAAUUUUGUAUUAAUAAAAAGCAUGUAUGUGAUGGACAACGGGACUGUCCUAAAGGCGAGGAUGAAGCUGACUGUCCCACAAAGCGUGAAUGCGAAAAAGAUACAAAGUGUGCGCAAGCUUGUCUAACAACUGCAGAUGGGAAAAAUGCAUGCAGUUGUUUUCCUGGGUAUCAAUUGGCGACAGAUGGAUUAACAUGUGACGAUGUAAAUGAAUGUUUGUAUGAAACCGAUCCUGUAUGUUCGCAAACUUGUAAUAACACAAUUGGCAGUUUUAUUUGUGGUUGUAUGACUGGAUACAUUUUAAGGCCCGAUUUACGUUCCUGUAAAGCUUUAGGUGCACCACCGACGUUACUUUUUGCGAAUCGCAUGGACAUAAGACAGGUUUCUUUGCAGGUAUCACUAAGCAAUACAAAAUAUACUGCCAUACUGAAAGGGUUACACAAUGCAAUUGCGCUCGAUUACCAUUACGAAAAAGCUACUAUAUUCUGGUCGGACGUAUCUAUGGACGUGAUUCGGAAAGCAUUUAUAAACGGUUCCGGAAUUACUGACGUAAUUAAAUGGGGGUUGGAGUCACCAGGUGGCGUGGCUCUAGACUGGGUCCACGACCUACUAUUCUGGACGGACUCUGGUACCAGAAGAAUUGAGGUGGCUACUUUAGACGGAAAGCAGCGAGCGAUCGUAACCGCAAACGACUUGGAUAAACCGCGAGCAAUCGCCGUACACCCGGGCGAGGCGCUUGUUUUUUGGACAGAUUGGGGACCGACCCCAAAAAUUGAAAAGGCGGAAAUGGACGGUAGCAAUAGAAAGAGCAUUGUAACGGAAUCGGUUUUUUGGCCAAACGGACUUACGCUAGACUACACCACAAACAGGUUGUAUUGGGCUGAUGCAAAGCAUAACGUCAUCGAGUCCGCGUUUUUUGACGGUACCGAUCGGAAGAAAAUCAUAAGUAAAGGUCUACCACACCCUUUUGCUUUAACAUUAUUUGAGGACGCGAUAUACUGGACGGAUUGGCAUACGAAGUCCAUUUCAACCGCGAACAAAGCGACGGGAGCCGGGUUUAGAACCAUUCACUCAAAUUUGCAUUUUCCAAUGGAUAUACACAGUUAUCACCCUCAAAGGCAACCGUCAUAUAAAAAUCACUGUGGAGUAAAAAAUGGAGGCUGCCAACAUAUGUGUUUGCCGAAUCGCAAAUCCUUCACUUGUGUUUGUCGGAUGGGUUUAAAAAUCAAUGAAGAUGGAAAGACAUGCCAACAACCUGAGAAGUUACUGAUAUUCGCCCGUAAGAAAGAUCUUCGAAUUAAGCACUUGGAUAGUAGUGCUGUACAUCAGCAUGAAAUGGUGAUUCCAGUGGAUGGCAUCAAAUCCGCAGUAGCUUUGGCAUGGGAUUCGGUUACGGAUUCGAUAUAUUGGACUGAUGUAGAGCGAGAUACAAUCAACAAAGCACAUUGGAACGGAAGCAACCAACAAGUUUUGGUGCACACUAACAUAGUAACACCCGCCGGUUUGGCACUAGAUUGGAUCACGCACAAAUUAUACUGGACCGAUUCCGGUACCGCACGAAUUGAGGUAUCCAAUACGGAUGGAUCUAUGCGAGGGCUAUUAAUUUGGGAAGAUCUGGACAAACCUCGCGAUAUUGUCGUCGAUCCAAUCGGCGGCUACAUGUAUUGGUCGGACUGGGGUAAAAAACCGAAGAUUGAACGGGCCGCAAUGGAUGGCACAAUGCGCACAAUACUGAUAAGUCAAAAUUUAACUUGGCCCAAUGGUUUGGCGAUUGAUCACGCCGCUGGAAAGCUUUAUUGGGCCGACGGCGGAACAAAAGCGAUUGAGUACUCAAACUUGGACGGAACAAAUCGGGAAGUUUUAAUAGGCAGUUCAAUUUUACCGCAUCCCUUUGGUUUGGACGUAUUUGGUAAUUACGUCUAUUGGACCGAUUGGAUCACAUCAAACAUUGAAGCGGCCACCAAGUUAACGGGCUCAAAUCGCACAAUUCUUGGAUCUGGCAUCAAUGAACUUAUGGACGUGAGAGUGUUUCACAGAAGCCGAAAGAUUAUAAAAACCGCUUGCUCGAAUAACAACGGUGGUUGCACGCACUUAUGCCUAUUAAAGCCAGUAGGGUAUAGCUGCGCGUGUCCCAUAGGAAUCACACUGGCCGAGGAUGGUAAAACAUGCGGGCAGGGACCGAAAAAUUCUCUAAUUUUAGCACAUCGGGUAGACAUAAGGCAAAUAUCUUUGGAUGUACCUUAUAUAGUAGAUGUGGUGCUGCCUCUCCCACCAUUAAAGAAUGUUAUGUCAGUUGAUGUUGACCGCAAGACAGGUGAGAUCUACUGGACUGAUAAUAGUGAAGAUCUAAUACAGAAAGCAACUGCUGAUGGAAAAAACAUAACGACUGUGCUUUUCCAUGAACUACAAAUGGCAGACGGUUUAGCAAUCGACUCAACUGGUAGAAAGAUCUAUUGGACUGACGGCGGCCGAAACAGCAUCGAGGUAGCUGAAUUAGACGGUACAAAUCGAAAAUUAUUGAUUUGGGAGGAUUUAGACACACCACGCGCAAUUACAUUACAUUAUCAUCACGGACUGAUAUUUUGGUCCGAUUGGGGUACCCAUGCUAGAAUUGAGAAGGCCCACAUGGAUGGAACUAAUCGAGUUACAUUGAUAAGCACAGAUUUGGAGUGGCCAAAUGGUUUGGCAAUCGAUAGACCUUCCAAUCGUCUGUAUUGGAAUGAUGGAAAGCUUAAAGUAAUUGAGUCUUCGAACUUCGAUGGAAAAGAGAGAGUGCAAAUUAUAAGAGACGCCCUACAUCCCUAUGGCCUGGUAGUUGUCGGCAAUCACAUGUACUGGACGGAUUGGAAAACGCAAGGAUUGCAUAGGGCAGAUAAAAUAACUGGUUCAGACAGAAAGGUUAUUAGAGACAAACUGGAGGGUUUAAUGGACGUUCGAUCAGUGCAAAGCGAUAAUAUCGCCGAGAAUGCCUGUGGUACCAAUAAUGGGGGCUGUUCCCAUUUAUGUCUACGUAAUCCUCAAGGCUACUCGUGCGCGUGUCCAACUGGGGUCAAAAUGAUAAAGAGCAGUGAUAGCACAUGCGAGUUGCAACCCCAAACUUAUUUGCUCCUUGCCACUCGCGCAGCAUUGGCGCGUGUCAGUUUGGACACAGAAGAACUAUGGGAUGUUACCUUACCAAUCACAAACAUUCACCACGUGAUUGACGUAGAUUUCCAUUGGGAGAAAAAGCUAAUUUAUAUCACGGAUGUUGAUAGAGAUGUAAUACAAAGCAUUAAUAUGAAGAAUUUGUCCGAAGUGACCGACGUAGUCUCACAGAAUUUGUCAACCCCCAACGGUAUUGCAGUCGACUGGAUCGCAAACAAUAUAUACUGGACUAAUGCAGGGAAGAAACUAAUAGAAGUGUCCAGAUGGAAUGGCACAUCUCGAAAAGUCAUCAUUAUGGAAAACCUGUUAGAGCCUAGAUCAAUUACUGUAUUUCCCAGGCGUGGCUAUCUGUAUUGGUCAGAUUGGGGAGCUUCGCCGAAAAUUGAGCGCUCGUACAUGGAUGGGUCAUCGCGCAAAGCGAUUAUCACCGCAAAAUUAGGUUUUCCAAAUGGACUGGUGAUCGACUACGCAGCGAAACGGCUCUAUUGGACUGACGCCCGUUGGGAUAGAAUCGAGACGUCCGAUUUACACGGGCAAAAUAGAAUACAAUUGGUGCACAGUGAACCAAACGCGCCCACUACUCACCCUUUCGGAUUGACACAGUAUGGGGAUUAUAUGUACUGGACCGAUUGGUAUCAGAAGUUAAUUGUGCGUGCUGAUAAAGCGAGCGGAAAAAGUUCUGCAAUUAUUAGGUCGAAUUUAGAUGGGGCGAUGGGGAUUACUACUGUUAGUGCGAGUCGUCAACAAGGAUGGAAUCCAUGUGCUGAAAAUAAUGGCGGUUGCACGCAUUUGUGCUUUUUCAAAGCCCGGAACUACACUUGCGGUUGUCCAGAUGAAAACGACGGGAACAAAACCUGCCACCAUGAGCCCUCUACCUGGUUACCUGUGAAACGCCCUGAUAAAGACUAUGAUGAUGACGAUGAUCUGUACAGCGGACCCGAUAUCGAUUCAAACGAAAUUCCACCAGAAGCACCCAGAACAGGCCUAAUGUAUAACAGAAUACUACUGACGCUUGUAGUACUGCUCAGUGCAGUUUCCCUAUUGAUGGCAGUACCGUGUAUGUUACUUUUGUAUCGUAAACAGAAAAAGAAGUACUUGUAUUCAACUGGGAGGAGUGUGAUGACCUUUUCAAAUCCCAAUUACUACACAUCUAACAACGACUCAGGACAACAGGGAACGUCGAAUACUGUCGACAAAAAACCAUUCAUAUGGAAAAGAUUGAAGUAUGACAAAUCACAGGAGAGGGUAUACGAGGAAAAAACGGGAGGAAAUAGUCCGGAAGUUGCGAGCCUAAUAGCGAACGUACUAACUCCAAGUAGUUCAAAUUGCGAGGCAAUCACCCCUGAAUUGCAGCACUCUCCGACUGUAACUCCAUUGCAUCGCACCGAAACGGUUCAGCCCGUAAUGUAAACCGUAGAAAACAACCGACUUCCCCUGCACGUGCCAAAUUUUUUUCAACAUACCAAAUAAUUGAACUAGUCACCUAUCGUUUACUAAUGGAUAAUACAAGGUUCGCGUCGCAAUUAUUGUAAAUAAUUGACUGUCAAAUUAAGGUGACUGACAAUAAAUUAAGUUUUAAUAGAAGAAUGGAACAAAACAGUAGGGCUGUUAUAAAACUGAAA
This is a messenger RNA of Photinus pyralis (common eastern firefly), 6741 nucleotides long. RefSeq names its product low-density lipoprotein receptor-related protein 4 (gene Lrp4). Gene Ontology annotation, molecular function: protein binding; calcium ion binding. The transcript is spliced from 20 exons. Bases 341 to 6529 code for a protein of 2062 amino acids. The record is from RefSeq and is a predicted model, not a curated record. Lineage: Eukaryota; Metazoa; Arthropoda; Insecta; Coleoptera; Lampyridae.